UCGCCCUUCAACUUUUUGCAGUUCUCCCUGGCUCCCUCGGCACGAAUUACGGCCUACCUGUUGCGGAAAGGCAGAUAUCAACUGCCUCCGCCGCCCACAAUGGCCCUCGUCAGUGUCGACACCACCCUCCAAGUGCCUGCCUCCGAUCCUAUUGAACAGCCCCCGGAUGUCAUUAUCACUCCCAGCGACCCAUGGCCGGCGCCAUACUACAUGGAAGGUGGCUUCCGCCGAGUUGCUCCAUACCACUACACGUACAACACGUAUUGUAAGGAGCGAUGGAGGGGUAGAACACUAGAAGACAUUUUCACCUCUGAGUUCCGAGACCGCAAACCAGAGUACUAUAGAAAAGCACUCGACUCUGGCCUCGUUGUUGUCAACGGACAGGUAGCCGGUCGGGACACCGUCAUCAAGAACGGUCAGGUUAUCUCGCACACUCUUCAUCGCCAUGAACCUGCAGUCACCUCCCUCCCAGUCGGUAUUAUACAUGAAGACGAGGACAUUAUAGUCAUUGACAAACCGGCUGGAGUCCCUGUUCACGCAGCCGGCCGAUAUAACUUCAACUCUGUCAUUGAAAUUCUUCGCUCAAUGCGUGGAAAUGGAUUUGUUCCUCGGCCCUGCAAUCGGCUUGAUCGAUUGACAUCCGGAAUCAUGUUUAUUGGAAAACAUCCCAAGGGCGCAGAGAAAAUGUCAAGACAGCUCCAGGAGCGCUCCGUGCAAAAAGAAUAUAUCGCUCGCGUUAAGGGGUAUUUCCCCGAUGGCGUCGUAGUCUGUGACCAGCCUAUUAUGCAAGUCAGUCCGAAGUUGGGGUUGAACCGUGUGCGAGCUACGGGCAAAGAGGCCACGACGAAAUUCCGUCGUCUGGCUUAUUACCCUCCAACUGAACCGGAAGUCUCUUCGGCUGUAGGCGAAGAUGGUCGCCCCGCAACUCCUCCACCGGUGCUCUCCAAUGAGACUGAGGGAUACAGUAUUGUUCACUGCUUCCCUCUUACCGGGCGUACCCACCAAAUUCGAGUUCACCUCCAGUUCCUGGGCCAUCCGAUUACCAACGACCCGAUCUACUCCAACCGUCGCGUUUUCGGACCAAACCUCGCCCGCCAUGAGGCCCAUGGAGAACGUGAUGAAGAGAUUAUGGAUCGACUGAACCACAUGGGCAAGACUGAACUUCCUGAUACAGUCUCAUACCGUACUCACCUGACUGCUGCGCCAAACCUCCCACCAGACACUGACCCGUCCAUCCUUGCGCAGAUCAUGUCUCGCGAGCAGGAAGCUGCCGCGGCAGACUACGAGAAACGCAAGGGAGAGCGACUAUCAGGUGAAGUAUGCGAUGUCUGCGGCACAGAGCUCUACUCAGACCCGGGCAUCCACGAGCUAGGUAUAUUCCUCCACGCAGUGGCCUAUGCUGACCGCGACGGUGAGUGGGGAUAUCGUAGUAAAAUGCCGAACUGGGGCUUGCCUCCCGCUGGAUUUGAGGGUCCUCUCGAUGCACCGGACUGGGUCCCUGCCGCCGAGGGCGAGGAAAUCAUUAUAGGGCAUGGGACUGUCCCACCUGAGAUCGGUGUAGAUGAUGAGGGGACUCCUCAGGGCCCCAAAUCUCCUAAUUCUGGUACUAUUCUUGUUCGGGGUGUUGGUCCUAUGAACAUUGAAGAAGCUUUUGCUCGCAUGAACCAACCUGUUUUCCAAGAGGGAUCUCAGUCGGCGUCAGCAUCGGCGUCAACACCGGCUUCUUGA
Penicillium taxi is the source of this 1728-nucleotide messenger RNA. Its product is annotated as pseudouridine synthase family protein. NCBI's taxonomy places the organism in Eukaryota, Fungi, Ascomycota, Eurotiomycetes, Eurotiales, Aspergillaceae. The transcript has 2 exons. The record is from RefSeq and is a predicted model, not a curated record. The annotation marks the transcript as partial. Gene Ontology annotation, biological process: pseudouridine synthesis. Gene Ontology annotation, molecular function: RNA binding; pseudouridine synthase activity.